Molecule: messenger RNA, 906 nt
Organism: Penicillium bovifimosum
Lineage: Eukaryota; Fungi; Ascomycota; Eurotiomycetes; Eurotiales; Aspergillaceae
Exons: 3
Coding region: 1-906 (301 amino acids)
Biological process (GO): actomyosin structure organization; mitotic cytokinesis
Cellular component (GO): cytoplasm; myosin II complex
Molecular function (GO): calcium ion binding; myosin heavy chain binding; cytoskeletal motor regulator activity
Source: RefSeq, a predicted model, not a curated record
AUGGCCAACAACCCCACAUUCAAACCGUCGCCGUUAUCCUUCGGGUCGCCGAGGGCGUCUCCCUUCCGGCGACCGUCCACUCCCAACUCCCCGCCCUCAGCGACUCGCACAGGAGGCACGCCGGGGAGCUCGCCCAGUCGGGCUUAUACCCCUAUGGUAUCGCCCAGCAAGCUCAAUCAAACAUACACAGUAGAAGAUGGUGAAUCACGUUCUCCAAAGAGCGAGCGGGAGCGGCCAAUUCCGCAACCGGUCUUUAGCAGAGAGCUUUCUCCCUCGCCAACGAAAGGAGCGCGGUCGCCAAACAACACUUCACCAGCUUUGACGAACAGGACUGUUGGCUUUACUGGCGCAGCUAGCGAUGCUGCUGGAAAGCUGCCGGCGCACCAAGUGAGGGAGAUCAGAGAAGCUUUCCAGGUUCUCGAUCGCGACAAUGACGGACUGGUGAACAAGGAUGAUGUGAUUGAUGUGCUGACAACUCUGGGCCAGGAUUCUUCCCCAUCUACGAUCUCGCGCUUUUUCCCACCCGGAGCAGGCCAGACGAUGAACUUCCCAACGUUCUUGAAUACACUCUCCGAGCUUAUGGCAUCAAUGUCGCCCUCCCAAGAGCUUCUCAAUGCCCUUGCCGCUUUUGACGACGAUGACAACGGGCAAAUUGACGUGGCUGAACUACGUGAUGCUCUACUCCACACUGUCCCAGAAGAUGGAGGGAAACCCUUGACUGAGAAACAGAUCGAUGAAGUAUUCAGUGGAUUCACAGGGCGCCCAGCAUUUGUUGGUCGAGGAGCAAAGUCAGGCGGUUUAGGCAAGAGAGGCGAGGUUUUCCAGUAUCAUGACUUUGUACGCAGUAUUGUGGGUGGGGAGAAUGGAAAUAAUGCGAAACGAGAGGGGGAUGUAGCACAUGUAUGA